CAAUCCCGUUUUAGAGCGCAUGCGCCAGUUUGGAGGCGUAGCACUUCCGAACUCUGCUCAGCUAACCGGCGGCUCUUCAAGGAGGAGGAGUAAGACGAGUUCUGAUCGAAAGCUCGGUAAUUGGCUGCUCUUCCUGGGCAGCACAAGCCGGAAGGAAGUGUCCAAGCCAUACCUAUCGCUCACUGAGCUGUUCAUUCUUUCACCGCCUUCGGUGGUCCUUCGCGCACGCUGGUGUCCGAGAGCAGCUGCUAUGUUUCGUAAUCAGUAUGACAAUGAUGUCACUGUUUGGAGCCCCCAGGGCCGAAUUCACCAAAUAGAAUAUGCAAUGGAGGCUGUGAAACAAGGCUCUGCAACUGUCGGGCUGAAAUCUAAAGACCAUGCUGUUCUGGUUGCCUUAAAGAGGGCACAGUCUGAGCUGGCAGCACAUCAGAAAAAGAUCCUAUAUGUUGACAACCAUAUUGGGAUUUCAAUUGCUGGACUUACUGCUGAUGCAAGACUCCUGUGCAAUUUCAUGCGUCAGGAGUGUCUGGAUUCAAGAUUUGUAUUUGAUAGACCUCUUCCAGUGUCUCGGCUAGUAUCUCUGAUUGGAAGCAAAACACAGAUACCAACACAGCGCUACGGCAGAAGACCAUAUGGUGUGGGACUUCUCAUUGCAGGUUAUGAUGAUAUGGGUCCCCAUAUUUUCCAGACCUGCCCUUCUGCAAAUUACUUCGAUUGCAAAGCAAUGUCCAUUGGUGCAAGGUCCCAGUCAGCUCGAACUUACUUGGAGCGACACAUGACUGAGUUUGCAGACUGUAACCUGAACGAACUAGUUAAGCACGGACUGCGCGCUUUGAGAGAAACACUUCCUGCCGAGCAGGAUCUGACUACGAAGAACGCUUCUAUUGGGAUUGUUGGUAAAGAUAUGGAGUUCACUAUUUAUGAUGAUGAUGAUGUAGCACCAUUCCUUGAAGGACUGGAAGAGAGACCACAGAGAAAGCCUGCUCAACCUGCUGAAGAUACAUCAGAAAAAGCCGAGGAACCAAUGGAACACUAAUGCAAAUAAUACUGGAGCAUUUGUUUGUAUUCUGGUUACUUAAUUCUGAAAUGCAUAUUGUGGUGACACAUUUGAGUGAGUUGGGCUAUAAAGUGCACUGCCAAAAAUACUAUUUUGGCAGCAACAAAUUAACUGACCACUUAUCUUGAGAUGGAAAUAGCAUUUUCUAGAAAAUUAUAGAAUAUUGUUUUAUAUUAAAAAGCAUGUUGCUUUUAUGUCAAAGGUCUCUACGGAAUAAACUUCUUCCUUUCUUGAAA
Messenger RNA from Varanus komodoensis (Komodo dragon), 1293 nucleotides. It is a transcript of the gene PSMA1, whose product is annotated as proteasome 20S subunit alpha 1. The coding region runs from base 20 to 1036 and encodes 338 amino acids. Gene Ontology annotation, cellular component: nucleus; proteasome core complex; proteasome core complex, alpha-subunit complex. Gene Ontology annotation, biological process: ubiquitin-dependent protein catabolic process. The record is from RefSeq and is a predicted model, not a curated record. NCBI's taxonomy places the organism in Eukaryota, Metazoa, Chordata, Lepidosauria, Squamata, Varanidae. The transcript is spliced from 10 exons.